AUGGUUUCUCAGACUCCCUUCCGCGCUGCGGAAUUCAAGAGCGCCUACGGCCCCAAGUACGCUUUCCAGCCCAACUACCGCGGCAUCAGCGUCCAGACUGCCACCCGAUAUGGCUUCCGAGCUGCCACCAUCGGCGGUGGUCUCGGCGUUGCUCUGAUGCUCUUCGCCUCCAGCCUGCCCCGUGUCCGUUCAGACAUCCUCGUAAAAAUCCCCUUUGUUGGCGGCUUCUGGGAGAAGCAGGAGGUUCACCCUGCCGACAACCCCUUCUAA
Trichoderma aggressivum f. europaeum is the source of this 270-nucleotide messenger RNA. RefSeq lists its product as uncharacterized. The record is from RefSeq and is a predicted model, not a curated record. The coding region runs from base 1 to 270 and encodes 89 amino acids. The transcript has 6 exons. Gene Ontology annotation, biological process: mitochondrial electron transport, ubiquinol to cytochrome c. Lineage: Eukaryota; Fungi; Ascomycota; Sordariomycetes; Hypocreales; Hypocreaceae.